CUAGGACUCCAAGCGCUCCUAGACACUCCAUCCACCCCAAAACCACCAAUGGGGUGAUACUCCCGUUCCCUGCCCACUGCGCCCAGAGAACCGAGUGCCCUGGCACGGCGGAGCAACCUACCAAAGAACCACUGGUCUAACUGCAACUUACCAUCUGUCGUGAUCUUGGCUAUCUUGUCCCCAAUGCACCAAGUUCUAUCGAUCGAACCGUAGCUCCUCUUGCUUUGUUGAUUUGCAGUUCUGUCUUCUCCAGUCUGAUUGGAUUUGCUCUUAGCAGGCUUCGCAGGUCUCCUAGAACAUAGCAGACCAGCUUUCCUCUUCUAGCUGGCGCGAGAAUCGUGGCGUUUGAAACGUACUCUGUCGCCAGGCGUGGUUCUUGUGUGUGUGUGUGGGUGGGUGGGUGGGUGGGGAGGAGAGAGAGAGAGAGAGAGAGAGAGAGAGAGAGAGAGAGAGAGAGAGAGAGAGAGAGAGAGAGAGAGAGAGAGAGAGAGAGAGAGAGAGAGAGGAGCAGAGGAAAUUUACCCGGCUCGGGUGUGUUAGCGCACACUAUUGUGCUUUUUUUUUUUUUUUUGUGUGUGUGUGUGUGAGAGAGAGAGAGAGAGAGAGAGAGAGAGAGAGAGAGAGAGAGAGAGAGAGAGAGAGAGAGAGUAGCUAAGAGGUCUGAUCUCAUGGCACUCAGUCAGAUUCACGAGAAGAAGGAGAUGGGUUCUUGUGUGUGUGUGUGGGUGUGUGUGUGUGUGUGUUUGUGCGUGGGUGGGUGGGUGCGUGUGUGUGUGUGUGUGUGUGUGUGUGUGUGUGAGAGUGCUUGUGUGUGUGUGUGUGUGUGUGUGUGUGUGUGUGUGUGUGUGUGUGUGUGUGUGUGUGUGUGUGUGUGUGUGUGUGUGUGUGUGUGAGAGAGAGAGAGAGAGAGAGAGAGAGAGAGAGAGAGAGAGAGCAGGAUGCCGUACUACGACGAUCGGAGUCGAGCGCCGACCCGUGUCUACGUUGGUCGGUUAUCAAGUCGGACUCGCAGUCGGGAUCUAGAAGAAGUCUUCCGCAGAUAUGGAAGAGUGCGAGGUGUGGAUCUGAAACAAGACUUUGCUUUUAUCGAAUUUGUCGAUCACCGAGAUGCAGACGAUGCCGUCCAUUACCUGAAUGGAAAAGAGUUGGAUGGCAGUCGACUCGUGGUCGAGUUUGCUCGGCCCAGGGGAAAUGAAGCUUCAAAUUGGACGGGCCCGGCUGGGAUGCGUCGCAUGCCACCAUAUGGAGGUGCAGGUGCAGGUGCAGGUGGAGGUGGAGGUGGAGGCGGAGGUGGAGGUGGAGGUGGAGGUGGUGGGCCUAUGGCUCGCAGGAAAAGUGGAGGAGUUCUUGCACAUCACAAAACAAAAACGAUGCUGCGAAGGGCUGGGGAUUGGAGCAACAAAUGCUAUAAGUGUGGAUCGAGAGGCCACAUCGAGCGGAACUGUCGUGCAAGCCCAAGGUCUAUGAGCCGAUACCAGAAUGGCAGUCCAUCAAGAUCGAUGUCCAGAUCCAGAAGCCCUGUGUAUGGGCGAAGGAGAAGCCCAGCAUAUGCACGAAGCGGAAGCCCGGCGUAUGGGCGGAGCAGAAGCCCUAGGAGGAGCUACAGUCGCAGUCGAAGCAGAAGCUAUAGUCGCAGCCAGAGCCCUGCAAAGAGGGGCCGAAGCCCUCGGCGAAGUAGGAGUCGCAGUGGAGAGAGAGAUGAGAGGCGAAAGAGCCACCCUGAUAACUCCCGUCCAAAUCUCAGCCCACCGAGGAAUGGUCGCAGUCCUGUUGAUGGCCACAGGAUGGGUAGCACCCGUGCCACAGCUGGUGGUGGAUCUAGAGGUGUCAGUGAAGUGAAGGGUGGGGAAGGCCUUGAUCAGGGUCGAGAAGAUAAGAAUCGGGGCCGAGCUCAAAGUCCAACAAGAGCCCGAAGCCCUGCAAGACAAGGUGUCAGCCACAGCCCUAGUACUCGUCGGGACAGUCCUGUGGUGGAUGGGGGCAGGAGUCAAAGCAGGAACAGUCCUAUUCCUGCUCGCAACGGAAGAUCGGGAAGUCCUGCAAAUGGGCCUGCCUCACACGAAAAGACUGAAAGAGGAAAGGAAAGGAACGAUGAAGGAAAUAGACCUGUAUGCAUCCCUCGAACUAUAACAGCAAUGCGACCGCGAAAGCGAGCAUAGCGCGGUGACCGAGGAGCGAAAUGUGAGCUGCCAUGCUUGUCAACAAGAGGUGUGGACGCUUGCAAGACUGUAGGGAUCUUCUCGUUUCCACCGUCUGUUUUUCUGUGCAUUUAGCUGCACUCGGUAGGAAACAGCUGAGCUGGAAAGAGCUGAGCCGGCGAGGAAGGAACAGUAGCUGAGCCGGCGAGGAAGGAACAGUAAUUGUGCGGCACAGGGAAGAUGUAAUUGUGUUGGCAAGUUGGCAACACAAAUUGUAAAGCAGCGUCCUGUGUUUCGUAUUCAUUUAGAAUAGGCGGCGGCCAUCCUAUGUGAUCAAGAGGUGUGGAUUCACACGCAGACAGCGAGUAUUUUCUCCUCCUUUGAACUGCCGGCUUUCUGUGCGUGCAUGCGUGUCGUAUUCAUUUAGAAUGGGGUGAGAGGAGGCGGCCAUCCCCUUUGUCGACAAGAGGUGUGUGGAUUCACGGCACAGACAGCAAGUAUUUUCUCCUUCGAACUGCCGGCGGCUUUUCUGUGCGCACAGUUGGAAAGAGCUGGAGCCGAAAAGAGAGAGAGCCGGCAAGGAAGGAAGUGUAAAUGUGUAAAUGCCGAGGGAAGCUGUAAUUGUAUGGCAAGAGGAACUGCAAAGCAGUGUCCGGCGUUUCGUUUCGUAUUCAGGUGAGAAGAGGCAAAGCGCCAGCGGAAAAGCCGAUGGUUGGUUAAGGAGCCGGCAGUGGAUGUGAGACAUGAAUCUAUGGUAGUACAAGCAACCGAGGGAAAGGUCUUGUCUGUAACUGCAAGGGAAGCUGGGAACAAACAAACAUGGCGGGGCUUCUUGCCCAGGGGAGGACAGAUGACGCGAAGGUGUCGUCAAGAAUGGAGAAGGUCGGAGUGGUGCAAUGGUGAGCAGAAGCUGUUGCUCAGGCUGUGACACCAACCACAAAACUGACUCUCUUUUUUUGAAAAUUUUCCUCUUUUUCCUUCUUGUCAACCGCAAAACUGAUUCUUAAACAGCAGCGGGGAGUGAAGAUGGGGAGGGGAGUGUUGCGAGGCCUGCUGCACAGGCAAGGAUGCAGAUGAUGGAAGGAACGUGGGCCUCACUCGUCUACUGAACACUGUCUCAAGUAUUUGGACUGAAGUCGGACCAGAUGCAUUUGGAUGGAUCCAACUUCUUGAACGUAUUGAGACCAUUACCAGCUCCACGUACGUGCGGUGGGUAUAUCUUGGAAAGUGGGGAAGUCGAGCGCACAACGCAGGCAAUCGUGCUAAUUCCGUUUCCAAGUACAAAACACUGAAAACAGUGUAUUCAACGAUCAGAAAUUUGUGCGGUCGAGAGCGCGAACGCAGGCAAUCUUUGCUCAUUCUAUUGCCUUAGGCUAAUUCUGUUGCCUUAGCCUAGUACAAAAGUGUAUUGAACAAUCGGAAAGUUGUGCAGCGGAGCGAGGCCCGGUACUUCUUCUCCGAAAGUGGCGAAGUUGGGCGUGAAUGUCCGCAAUCGUGCUAAUUAUGUUGCCAAGUACAAAAAAAAAAAACAGUUUACUCAACAGUGCCAACACUGAGGGAGAGAACGCAGGGGAGGGGGUGUGCAAAGCAAGUCGGACAGGUAAGGAUGGAUGGAUACAGAUGGUGCAUGUAGGGGAAUGGUUUCUGGAAAAGAAGUUGGCAAGUUGGGAAGUUGGGAGCGAAUGUGCGUGGCCGGAGGAUGUAUGGCAUUCAGAAAAAAUACAAAUUGCAAGAUUGUGCAUUGAACGGUGAGGGGAGGCUGGAAGCAAAAACAUCCGCCCUUUUUUGUGAAUCGUCAGGUCGUCAGGCAAUGAUUGGUAAAAACCGCUCUGCUCGUUGCCCCUACCGAAACUUGCGGCGGCGUAUGUGGACCUUGCUCUUCGGAUGGAGAUUGGACUCGCGGGACUGCUCUUAUUUGUCCGGGAGAUGGAUGAUGAGCACCAGGCUUAGUAGGCUCAACAAAACGAAAUAGGGUUA
Chara braunii is the source of this 4115-nucleotide messenger RNA. The record is from the annotation of a GenBank genome assembly. NCBI's taxonomy places the organism in Eukaryota, Viridiplantae, Streptophyta, Charophyceae, Charales, Characeae.